ACCCUCCAGAAAACCAUCAGCCGGUGCAAAACUUGCUCGAAGCUCGCGAUGUCGGUGGUGGGUCUAGUUUCCCGAUUUGUCACAUGUGGCCAAAAUCUGGCCGGCCACCGGCUCCAACAAGUACGAAACAAGUGGGCCGAUUGGCGUAUGAUUAAGGAUCACAAACGUCGGCAGUGUGUGGUGCAGCAUGCGGAUGCCCGUUUGCGGGUCAACUCGCUCAGGAAGAACACGAUCCUGCCGAUUGAAUUGCGGGAAAUUGCCAGCAAGGAGAUUGAUGCCUUUCCGCGUGAUUCAUCUUUGGUGCGUGUCCGAGAGCGGUGCGCAGUAACGUCGCGUCCGCGUGGUAUCGUACACCGGUGGCGGGUCAGUCGCAUCGUGUGGCGUCACAUGGCGGACUACAAUAAGCUGUCCGGUGUUCAACGAGCAAUGUGGUAGCUGGGGAAUAGGAUAGAUGGAGGAUCAUUAGAGUUAUACAAUCUUAUUUGCUGUAGUUAAGCGGAAGAUACGCAUCAAAGAAGGAAGUGUCCUCAAAGGCUUAAUAAGAUUCACAUUAUUAAAAUCAUCUUCACGAAGUGUUUCUCAUUGC
Anopheles moucheti is the source of this 586-nucleotide messenger RNA. RefSeq names its product 28S ribosomal protein S14, mitochondrial (gene mRpS14). The record is from RefSeq and is a predicted model, not a curated record. Lineage: Eukaryota; Metazoa; Arthropoda; Insecta; Diptera; Culicidae. Gene Ontology annotation, cellular component: ribosome; mitochondrial small ribosomal subunit. Gene Ontology annotation, molecular function: structural constituent of ribosome. Bases 49 to 435 code for a protein of 128 amino acids. The transcript has 2 exons. Gene Ontology annotation, biological process: translation.